Molecule: messenger RNA, 273 nt
Organism: Eimeria mitis
Lineage: Eukaryota; Apicomplexa; Conoidasida; Eucoccidiorida; Eimeriidae
Product: postsynaptic protein CRIPT, putative
Exons: 4
Coding region: 1-273 (90 amino acids)
Biological process (GO): cytoplasmic microtubule organization
Molecular function (GO): microtubule binding
Source: RefSeq, a predicted model, not a curated record
AUGCCCUGUGAAAAGUGCGAAGCGAAAUUCACCAAGCUCGUGACGCCCGACGUUAAAGAAGGAUCAAAGCGAAUUGUCGGCGUCAACAAACUCAUCGAGAAAACUACAAAAAAAGACAAAUUAGUGAUUGUUGGAUCGAAGUGUAAAAUAUGCAAAACCGCGCUGCAUAUGAAGGGCAAGUACUGCGCCCCUUGCGCUCAUAAGAACGGCCGCUGCUGGAUGUGCGGCAAGCGUAUAGUAGAUGUAUCGAAGCACAUCAUGAGCAUGGUCUAA